AUGCAUUCUAACCUGGCCACCUGGCUCGGAGCUCUGGGCUUCCUGCUGUGCGCGCUGAUAUGUUUGGGAACUCUGACGGAGGGAUACCCCAUCAAACCCGAGAACCCAGGGGAGGACGCCCCGGCAGAUGAACUGGCCAAGUAUUACUCCGCAUUGAGGCACUAUAUUAACCUCAUCACAAGACAAAGGUACGGGAAGAGGUCUAGUCCUGAGAUUCUGGACACUCUUGUUUCAGAGCUGGUGCUGAAGGAAAGUGCAAACUCUCUUCCACAGAGCAGAUAUGACCCGUCAUUGUGGUAA
Messenger RNA from Gadus chalcogrammus (walleye pollock), 300 nucleotides. It is a transcript of the gene npy, whose product is annotated as neuropeptide Y. Bases 1 to 300 code for a protein of 99 amino acids. Gene Ontology annotation, molecular function: neuropeptide hormone activity; neuropeptide Y receptor binding. Gene Ontology annotation, biological process: feeding behavior; neuropeptide signaling pathway. Gene Ontology annotation, cellular component: extracellular region. Lineage: Eukaryota; Metazoa; Chordata; Actinopteri; Gadiformes; Gadidae. The transcript has 3 exons. The record is from RefSeq and is a predicted model, not a curated record.